This is a messenger RNA of Pundamilia nyererei, 2938 nucleotides long. It is a transcript of the gene ap1g2, whose product is annotated as adaptor related protein complex 1 subunit gamma 2. NCBI's taxonomy places the organism in Eukaryota, Metazoa, Chordata, Actinopteri, Cichliformes, Cichlidae. Gene Ontology annotation, biological process: vesicle-mediated transport; intracellular protein transport. Bases 146 to 2515 code for a protein of 789 amino acids. Gene Ontology annotation, cellular component: Golgi apparatus; membrane coat; AP-1 adaptor complex. The transcript has 22 exons. The record is from RefSeq and is a predicted model, not a curated record.
CAAUGUUAACUCCUGCUAUUUUCACGCUAACUGUAUGGAUACAGUAAUUGGGUUUCCAACCAACUGACUGCCGACGUGUAUUGGAGGGGCGUCGGUUGAACGGCUUUACUUUUCAAAACCUGGCAACUCUGUGAACUGUAGAGCCAUGUCUCCAUCAGUGCCCCUGCAGGAGAUGAUCCGGGCCAUCAGGUCAGCCAGGACGCAGUGUGAGGAGCGGGGGGUCAUUCAGAGGGAGUGCGCGGCCAUCCGGGCACAGUUCAGACAAGCCGACAACGGAGGGCGAUCGCACAACCUGGCCAAACUGCUCUACGUGCACAUGCUGGGCUACCCGGCUCACUUUGGUCAGAUGGAGUGCGUUAGGAUGAUUGCUAGCCCGCGCUACAGUGAAAAACGCGUAGGAUACCUGGGAGCCAUGAUGCUGCUGGAUGAGAAGCAGGACGCCAGCCUGCUCAUCACCAACUCUAUUAAGAAUGAUCUGUCAAACAGUAACCAGUACAUACAGUCUCUAGCUCUCUGCACACUAGCCUGCAUGGGGUCAGCUGAGAUGUGCAGGGAUCUGGCGCCAGAGAUUGACAGGCUGCUCCGAGCUUCCAACUCCUACAUUAAAAAGAAGGCUGCUUUGUGCGCUGUUCACAUCGUGAGAAAAGUCCACGAUCUGGGAGAGCUCUUUACCAAAGCCGCUCGCUCGCUGCUCACUGAGAAGAACCACGGCGUCGUACACGGCGCUGUGGUGCUCAUUACUGAGCUGUGUGAGCGGAACUCGGAAACACUUGAGCGCUUCAGGAAGACGGUACCAGAUCUGGUUCAGAUCAUGAAAGGUCUCGUCAUUUCGGGUUAUUCUCCAGACCACGAUGUGGCAGGAAUCAGCGAUCCCUUCCUACAGGUACGCAUCUUAAGGUUGCUGAGAAUCCUUGGUCGCAACAAUGAAGCAGCGAGCGAUGCCAUGAACGACCUCCUAGCUCAGGUGGCGACCAACACAGACAGUACAAAGACUGUGGGCAAUGCUGUGUUGUAUGAGACUGUUCUCACUGUGCUGGACAUCAAGUCAGAGAGUGGCCUCAGAGUUCUGGCCGUGAACAUUCUGGGAAGAUUUCUUCUGAACAAUGACAGAAACAUUCGCUAUAUCGCCAUGACCUCUCUUCAGAAGAUUGUUGGGACAGACCACAAUGCAGUGCAGCGCCACCGAGGGACUAUAGUAGACUGCCUGAAAGACCAGGAUGCUUCUGUUAAGCGCCGUGCUUUGGAGCUUUCUUUGGCUCUGGUGUCAGCCUCCAACAUCCGCUCUAUGAUGAAGGAACUGCUCAGCUUCCUCUCCUCCUGCCCCCCCGAGCUCAGGUCUCAAACUGCCAGCGGUAUAUUCAAUGCUGCUGAAAGGUAUGCUCCUUCCCAGCGCUGGCACAUUGACACCAUCCUGCAUGUCCUCACCACGGCAGGGGGCGACGUGAGAGACGAAACGGUGCCCAACCUGAUUCAGCUCAUUACCAACACUUCAGAGCUCCACUGUUACACCGUUCACAAGCUCUACCGGGCUCUGCUCAGUGACAUCUCGCAGCAACCUCUGGUCCAGGUGGCGUGCUGGUGUAUCGGAGAGUAUGGAGACCUGCUGCUGACAGGAGAAUGUCAGGAGACCGAACCUGUGCAGGUCACAGAGGACUAUGUCCUGGACGUCUUGGAAACAGUGCUACAGUCCCACAUGUCGUCCCCGUCAACAAGGGGCUUUGCUCUGACCGCUACAAUGAAACUCAGCACGCGCAUCACUGAGAAUGUGGAUCGAAUCAGAAGCAUCGUCAGCAUCUACGGCAGCUGUAUAGACGUGGAGCUCCAGCAGAGGGCAGUUGAAUACAACGCUCUUUUCAAAAAAUAUGACCACAUGAGGGCAGCAGUGCUUGAGAGGAUGCCUGUGAUUGAAAAGAAUUCACAGGGUCACACCAACGGGGAGACCAUCAAGGAGAGUCAAACAGUCAAAGUCAAGCCAGGAGAGCCACAGCAGCCUGCUAACCAGGUGUGUGAUCUGUUGGACCUGCUGGGUGGCUCUGAGCAGCCUCUGCAGCCCAGCCCGGCAUUAGGCAGCGCAGCUCCUCCCAUUCCUGUCAGCACACCCAACACUGUUGGAGGAGACCUCCUGGAUCUGCUUGGAGGGUUAGAGCCCACUCCCAUCACGCCAGUUGCCACAGUGACUGUGUAUGAGAAGGACGGUGUGACUGUAACACUGAGUUGUGAGAAACAGUCCGAUUCAGGCCUGACCGUCACACUCACCGCCUCCAACUCCACUGAGUCAGACAUCAGAGGCUUCACCCUGCAGGCUGCAGUGCCCAAGAGUGUCCAGUUACACAUGAAGGCCCCCAGCGGGGACUCUCUUCCUGCAAGAGGCACAGCUAAAGUGACCCAGAUGGUGGUCCUCAACAACCCCAAUAAGGUCAAUCUAAAAAUGAGGCUCCGCAUCUCUUACACCAGCCAAGGAUCAGCUGUUCAGGAUACGGUCCAGAUCGACUCCUUCCCUGGACUCGGUCAGUGAUCUCAGCCAAUCAAUGCAACAGGACUGAGACACCAGUCUGUGGGUGAAUGAGCGGGCGUCGUUUCUCUCUGACGCAGCCUUUCUACUGACACACCCUACACACUGCCGGUCCUCGGUUACCCUGAUCUCUUGUUUCUAUGUGUAAGAAACACGGUUCUCUCAGAAGCCUCGUGUAUGGAGUUGCAUCUGUCCAUUCCUCAGGAAUAGAUCAAGGAGAUUAUUGGAGUGGACACUGGAAUAUGCAGGUACAAAAUGGAAAAACAUAAAAUACUUUUUUUUAAUGUUGCAUCGACAACUGUCUAUUAGAUAUCAUUCAGGGUUUUUGUUUACAAGCUGCUACAGCUGAUUGUAUUCAGUGUUUCACUCCACAGUAAUAUAAACUUUGAGGGGCUUCUGUCAGUCAUCCACCAGAUCAACACACAC